Messenger RNA from Lampris incognitus (smalleye Pacific opah), 990 nucleotides. Its product is annotated as paraneoplastic antigen Ma3 homolog. Lineage: Eukaryota; Metazoa; Chordata; Actinopteri; Lampriformes; Lampridae. The transcript is spliced from 2 exons. Gene Ontology annotation, molecular function: zinc ion binding; nucleic acid binding. The record is from RefSeq and is a predicted model, not a curated record. Bases 1 to 990 code for a protein of 329 amino acids.
AUGGAAAUCGUUGCAACUGAAAAUAUCAAAGUGCCUAACUCUCUCAUCGUCAGUGGGUUGUCUAACACCGUGGUAGAUGAGGAAGUUUUUGACUAUCUUAAGACAGUAGGGUCAAUCUCUAGGAUAGUUAAGAUCAGAGAUGCAGAGUCUGAGUUUAAUGACCAUCUAGCAACAAAGAUUGUUGACAGUCUGCUACUGCCAGCCUCCAAUGUGGUCAAACCAUUAGGUCCACGAGACUCCCCAAGAGCUUACCUGGAUUUACUUGACUCCGCUUAUGCGACCGUCGAAGAUGGAGAUGAGCUGUUUGCGAAGUUUCUCACCACUCAACAAAACGCCGGAGAGAAACCUUCCAACUACCUACACAGGCUCCAGACAUCCUUGAACACUGUCGUGAAGAAGGCGGCAAUUGCAGCAAGUGACGCAGAUGCGCGGCUUCUCAAACAAUUCUGCAUAGGGUGCUGGAACAACCACCUGAUCUCAACACUCCAGCUAGAGCAGAAAAAACUGAUACCACCCACCUUCGCAGAGCUGUUGCUCUUAUUGCGUACUGAGGAGGCCAAGCAAGCCGCCAAGUCCACUCGUAUGAAGCAGCAUCUGGGGCUCACAAAGACCAAAGCUCAGUCUAACGUGCAAGCUGCAUGUUCCCCUGUGGAUGAUGAGUAUCAAGAUCCUUCCCUUGCUGAUGGAAGUUCAUCGGACAUGGAUGAAAUCAAGAAGCAGCUCGCUGUUCUACAAACCCAGCUUGCCAACCUAACCACUUCCAAGGGAGGCAAGCAAAAGAAAAACAAGAAAUCCAAGCCAAAACAAGAGAAGUCCGAGAAGCAGUCACCAACACCGCCUACUCAAGCAGUAGCCAAAAAGCCCAGACCGUGGUACUGUUUCAAAUGUGGCGAAGACGGUCACAUUGCUACUGGAUGCAGCAAUGUUGCAAACCCGACACUGGUCACAGCAAAAAAAGAGAGAGCUCAAAGAAAAGCAACAGGCUUGUGA